AAAGCAUUCCUGAAUCCUGAUUCCCAUUCUCCUCCCCACCAUUUCCAUUUCCUCUUCCCCGAACCCUAACCCUAACGAGAAGGAGGCGGCGGCGGCGGCGGCCGUCACCAUGUCCGCGGCGGUGUGCGGCAAGCGGGCCUCCUCCUUCUUCGACGAGAUCCCCCACUCGCCCUCCUCCCCGCCCUCCAAGCGCGCUUGCUUCCGACCCCGCGCGCUCGCCGACCCCGGCCUCGUCGCCAAGAUCCGCGCGCGGUUCCCCUCCCUGGGCCUCGAGAGUAUUGAGAAGGCGUUGGAGGAAUGUGAAAACGAUUUGGAUUCAGCAAUAAAGUUCUUGCUCAAUUUACAUGUAGGGUCCACAGAAUAUAAUGUGGAUCCUAUUUGUCAAUCUCCAUCUGGAAUGUCUACUGAACUUGAAGCAGCUGAUGAAGCUGUUUUAUCUCGUAAUGAAGCUGCCUCACCUAUCGGAAAUGCUCCUUAUGCCGAUAACUUCCCAUCAAGUAGCAGCCAGUGGGUUGAGAUUCUUGUAAAUGAGAUGACUGAUGCCUCUAACAUGGAUGAUGCAAAGGCUCGUGCCUCUAGAGUACUGGAGGUUUUUGAGAAGUCCAUGAUCGCUCGUGUUGGUGCAGAAGCGAUGGAGAGUUUUCAGAAGGAAAACUCUGUGUAUAAGGAACAGUUUGAAGCAGUCACCAGGGAAAAUACUAUUCUAAAGAAAGCAGUUGCAAUUCAGCAUGAGCGCCAAAAGGAGCAUGAUGGGAGAAACCAGGAGCUUCAUCAACUGAAGCAGCUGGUUGUUCAGUACCAAGAACAGAUUAGAAGCCUGGAGGUAAACAACUAUGCACUGUCCAUGCACCUUAGGCAAGCUCAGCAAGCCAACUCGAUUCCAGGGCAUUUCCAUCGGGACAUUUUCUAAAUAACUUGAUUCCUAAACGAGAGGGUUCCACAGAAUGAGAUAUCGUUCACCCUAAAUUAGGGUUUUCCAUAGAAUGAGUUCUUGUUCUUGGCUUAUAUCCAAUAUAUUGCCAAGUUAUAACUUAGUUUAAUGUGUGUUGUAGACCUGUGUACAUGUUUGUCUUCCGUUUGUGUGCUGUUGGCCCGGAUGGGACUGUGCCAGCAAGCACAAAGCAGCUAGUUCAUGGAACGACAGACAGAAUAUGAUCAAGUUAGAACAGAAAAAAAAAAGAGAAAAGAACCUCUAAAAUAUUAUUCAAUGUUGGUUAUUUAAUGGUUGUAUGAGAUGAUCUGAUUGGGAUCUGUAGAAAGCUGUUGUAGAUUGCACAAAGUCGUGAAGAUGAAGGUGUUUUCAGGUGACGUUAACUCUGCUA
Oryza brachyantha (malo sina) is the source of this 1322-nucleotide messenger RNA. RefSeq lists its product as uncharacterized. Bases 110 to 910 code for a protein of 266 amino acids. NCBI's taxonomy places the organism in Eukaryota, Viridiplantae, Streptophyta, Magnoliopsida, Poales, Poaceae. The record is from RefSeq and is a predicted model, not a curated record. The transcript has 5 exons. Gene Ontology annotation, molecular function: protein binding.